This is a messenger RNA of Ilyonectria robusta, 972 nucleotides long. RefSeq names its product S-adenosyl-L-methionine-dependent methyltransferase. The record is from RefSeq and is a predicted model, not a curated record. The coding region runs from base 1 to 972 and encodes 323 amino acids. NCBI's taxonomy places the organism in Eukaryota, Fungi, Ascomycota, Sordariomycetes, Hypocreales, Nectriaceae. Gene Ontology annotation, molecular function: methyltransferase activity. The transcript has 8 exons.
AUGACUGGAAGAACUCCGGAGGCUUCUGUUGGCCCUGAUGACCUGGAGUUAUCGUCGACCACUAGUGUCACCGACUCUAUUCUCCAAUACCGCAAAGAAAAUGGGAGGACAUACCAUGCUUAUAAGGAUGGAAAGUACACUUUGCCGAACGAUGAGAUGGAGAAUGAGAGACUAGAUCUCCAACAUAAUCUGCUUAUCCUUACGCUUAACGACAAGCUCGGAUUAGCACCACCAAAUAGCCCCGACGCGAAAGUUAAACAUGUCUUGGAUGUCGGCACUGGUACUGGAAUCUGGGCUCUUGACUUUGCGGAUGAGCAUCCAGAGGCCAAAGUCAUUGGCGUUGACCUAUCUCCGAUUCAACCAAGCUUUGUUCCUCCAAACUUGACCUUCCAAAUCGACGACAUUGAAGACGACUGGACUUACUCGACGCCCUUCGAUUAUAUCCAUAGCAGCUUCAUGACGGCCAGCAUCGCAAACUGGACCGAAUUCCUGAGAAAGUGUUUCAACCAUCUCGAACCUGGGGGCUAUGUUGAGAUCCAAGAGCCAGACCUAGCGUGGAAGUCUGACGACGGGACGCUGCUUCCCAACAACGCGCUACUCCAAUGCGCCCAGCUCCUUCAGGGGGCAUCGGAGAAGUUUGGCCGUGCCUACCAGGACAUACCAUCGCUUGUCAAUAUUAUGACUGAAAUAGGGUUCGUGGAUGUUGUCAUCGAGGCGUUUAGGUGGCCGAAUAACCCCUGGCCGAAAGACAAGAGGCUGAAAGAGCUGGGAGCGUGGGUUUACACUAACUUUUCAGGUGGCUUAGAGGGCAUCACGAUGGCGCCGCUCACCCGAGCGUAUGGCUGGACACCUCAAGCUGUUGAAGUUUUUCUGGUGGAUGUGAGGAAGGUUUUGGGUGACAGAAACACUCAUGCCUAUAUGCCGAUUUACUCGAUUUAUGGCAAGAGACCAGAAGCUAAGCGCACAGCAUAA